This is a messenger RNA of Parnassius apollo (apollo), 639 nucleotides long. The record is from the annotation of a GenBank genome assembly. Lineage: Eukaryota; Metazoa; Arthropoda; Insecta; Lepidoptera; Papilionidae.
AUGGAUAGGAAAAUGUCGAAACAAGUGGAAGAGUCCGCAAAAGUGUUACUGUACAAGCCUUCGGAAGAAAUUGAUUUAAAAACCAUGCCACUGAAGGAGAAAAUGACGUAUCUGAAAUCUAAUAUAACUGUAGAGCCAAUAGUGUUCCUAUUUAUAGUAGCCAGUACUCUAUCAUCGUUUGCUGUCCAAAACCUAUAUAUAGACAAAGCCUGUAGAGUGAAUCUACAAUUCAGUGAAAAAUUGUGUAUGGAUUUACAACUUAGGAAAAAUGACAAUCAUACCUUAGAGGAGAUAGAAGUACAGAAACUGAAAAAGCGUACCGGCUUCAUUGGUUUCUUUAUGGAAUUUUUUGACUUCAACAGUUUUAAAGAAACUGUAGGAAUAUUGUGUAAGAAGGGAAGAAGUAAUCGGAGGCUAAAACUUUUUCUUCUCCUACUAUGUGUUUGCUUAUACUGUGGUCCGCUAAUGGGCACAAUAUUUGCAAUAUGCAUUUUUAGUAAGAAACUAAAAUCUCACGAUUCAAUAUUAGGAAUGACUUCAAUGGCCAGCAAGAUCUUAGGCACUUUAGUGAUAAUGUUUGCCAAACAGGAUUAUCAAGUCUAUCUGUGUACGUAUUAUGAUUCAUUAACUGGUCGCUGA